AAACCAAUCGACCUUAAACCCCUCCUCCUCCUAUCCCUUCUCUCUCUUCUUGAAGAGCCAUGGAACCCAGUUCAACAAGAAGAAGAAGACCCACUUGAAACCAUAAAGCUCUUUCCAAAAAACCCAGUUGCUUUUCUGCAGAACUAUGCGUCUUCUUCUUCUUCUUCAUCGACCUCUUCAUAAGCUUUCAGCCUUAUCCUCAAGCACUGCUCUUCUUAUGGGUUCCAAGCAGCUACUAAAGUCCACACCUUUCACAAACCCAUCUCCUCCUUCUUCACAAACACACCCCUUUCACUCUCACAGACUCGUUUUCUCUGCAUUUCCGCCUAAACCCAGGUCCAAAGCUCGGCCCUUUUGCCUCAGGACUAAUGGGUACUCUUAUGUCUCACAUGCCAAUGUCAAAACCCCAAAACUAGCUGAUUUGGAGAUAACAGAUGAGCAGAGAUAUGAGGCUUUGACGAAAAAGUUGAAGGAGAUUGGCAUUGAUGAUGAAAUAUGCGAACCAGCGCAGUAUGGCCACUUAAUUUGUCCAAUGUGCAAAGGUGGCGAUUCAGAGGAAAAGAGCUUAUCCAUUUUUAUUGAAAAAGAUUGGAGUUAUGCUACUUGGCAGUGCCAUCGCCGAAAAUGUGAUUGGAAAGGUAGAACAAUGGCAUUUGCAGGAAGCAAGUCUUCUUAUAAAAAAUCAAAGAAUAGCACGACAGAUAAGACAAAAAGGGAAAUCGCAGUGGAAAGUUUAGGACUGGAACCACUUUGUGAGGAGGUUCUUGCAUUUUUUUCGGAGCGAGGAAUAUCAAGGGAAACAGUACAGAGGAAUAAAGUAAUGCAAAAGCGUUGUUCCAUAACAGAUCAGAUUUCUAUUGCAUUUACUUAUUGGAGGAAUGGAAAGCUGAUUAGUUGCAAGUAUCGGGACAUCAACAAGAAGUUCUGGCAGGAGAAGGAUACUGAAAGGAUUUUUUACGGGCUGGAUGAUAUAAAGGAUACAAAUGAUAUCAUCAUUGUAGAAGGCGAGAUGGAUAAGCUUGCAAUGGAAGAAGCUGGCUAUCGUAAUUGCGUGAGUGUGCCUGAUGGUGCUCCUCCCAAGGCUUCUCCUCCCGAUAAGGAUGUGCCACCUGAAGAGCAGGAUACAAAGUAUCAAUUUCUGUGGAACUGCAAAGAGUACUUAAAGAAGGAAUCACGCAUUAUACUUGCCACUGAUGGAGAUGGGCCUGGUCAAGCCCUAGCUGAAGAACUUGCCCGCCGCCUUGGAAGAGAAAGAUGCUGGCGAGUCAGCUGGCCAAAGAAAAAUGAUCAGGUUGAACACUUCAAAGAUGCAAACGAGGUUCUCAUGUAUUUGGGACCUGCUGUAUUGAAGGAAGUAAUUGAGAAUGCUGAAUUAUAUCCGAUACGUGGAUUGUUCAGAUUUCAAGAUUACUUUGAUGAAAUUAAUGCAUAUUACCAUCGGACAUAUAAACAUGAUUGCGGUGUCAAAACUGGGUGGAGAGAUCUGGAUGAUUUAUACAAUGUUGUCCCGGGUGAGUUGACUAUAGUAACAGGAGUUCCUAAUUCAGGCAAGAGUGAGUGGAUUGAUGCUCUCUUGUGCAAUCUCUAUGAAGGAUAUGGUUGGAAAUUUGCACUUUGUUCCAUGGAAAACAAGGUUAGGGAGCAUGCACGAAAGCUGCUGGAGAAACACAUACAGAAGCCUUUCUUUGAUGGACGCUAUGGUGGUCCUGCUGAACGAAUGAGUGUUGAAGAAUUUGAGCGUGGGAAACAAUGGUUAAAUGACACAUUUCACCUCAUAAGGUGUGAGGAUGAUUCCCUUCCAAAUAUCAAAUGGGUUCUUGAUCUUGCACGAGCAGCAGUACUUAGGCAUGGGGUGCGUGGACUUGUAAUUGAUCCUUACAACGAGCUUGAUCAUCAACGUCCACCAAACCAGACAGAAACAGAGUAUGUAAGUCAGAUGCUUACCAAUGUCAAACGGUUUGCUCAGCAUCAUGCUUGUCAUGUUUGGUUUGUAGCACAUCCCAGACAGUUGCACCAUUGGGUAGGGGGUCCUCCUAAUCUUUAUGAUAUAAGUGGAAGUGCACAUUUCAUAAACAAAUGUGACAAUGGAAUUGUAAUUCAUCGUAAUCGGGAUCCAGAGGCUGGGGCCCUUGAUCAAGUACAGGUCUGUGUUCGUAAGGUACGGAAUAAAGUCGCAGGAACCAUAGGUGACGCCUAUUUGUCAUAUGAUAGGGCAACUGGUCGAUACGUGGAUAUUCCGAAACCAAAUGGGGGGAAAUAGCUUAUUCCGAAACCAAUGAGGGGAAAUAGCAAAUUACGUGAUCAAUGCUUGUACAGUGGGAAUAUUCUAGCAUCUGGGGUGUCUGGUGAGCUUACUUAUGCCCUAUGGUAAGCUCAUCUUCAUUUGAUGAAACACCAUGAGGGUGACAACAACCGAACAACAGCUUUGGCCAUGAUUAACGGUAGAUGAUUGAGCGGGGGGUUACCUUGAAAUUUUGUAUAUUAGUUUCUUCCCAACUAUGGGAGAUGUGAGUUUUACUGAUUUAUUAGGUGGUACUCAAACAAUGUAAUAGGAUCAAACUAUUAUUGCACCAGGCUCUCUCAAUUUGUAUUAAACUCUCAAUCAAUGGGGAUUUCACCUUUGCUGUGUAGUUGGUGGACACAGCAUAAUUGGAGGUGGGUAUACAAAAACGGCUAGAUUGACGA
Rosa rugosa (rugosa rose) is the source of this 2685-nucleotide messenger RNA. RefSeq names its product twinkle homolog protein, chloroplastic/mitochondrial. The record is from RefSeq and is a predicted model, not a curated record. The transcript has 21 exons. NCBI's taxonomy places the organism in Eukaryota, Viridiplantae, Streptophyta, Magnoliopsida, Rosales, Rosaceae. Bases 146 to 2260 code for a protein of 704 amino acids. Gene Ontology annotation, biological process: DNA replication. Gene Ontology annotation, molecular function: single-stranded DNA binding; ATP binding; 5'-3' DNA helicase activity.